AUGACAGGAACCGGCGUGCUCGCCCAGUUUGGCGUCCUCCUCCUCGUCGCCGUCGUCUGGGCCGCCGUCUUCAUGAACCCCAUCAUCCUCUUCUCCGGACAUCCCAUCGGCCAAUCUCUCGCCGUCUUCCUCCUCUUCCAGUCCGUCCUGUUCCUGCAGCCGACCCACACGGCCGACCAGAAGCGCGUCGGCCAGCGCGUGCAUGCUUCCCUCAACCUGGCCGCCUUCCUGAGCCUCGUCGCCGGCGUCGCCAUUGUCGAGUACAACAAGGGCCUCAGCCGAAAGGCACACUUUCACUCUGUCCACGCCUACCUCGGCACCGUCGCCGUCGCGCUGCUUGUCGUCCAGUACCUCGUCGGCUUCACCAUGUGGGCGACGCCCGGCCUGUGGGGCGGUGAGGACAAGGCCAAGAAGCUCUGGAGGCUGCACCGCAUCUUCGCCUACGCCAUCGUGCUACCGCUGCUGCUGCUGACCGUCCUGUUCUCGACGCGCACGGAUUACGUCGCCCACGUCUUGAACAUCCCCUGGUGGUCUCUCCUCGUCGCAUCCGUCCUCAUCGUCGCGGGCGUCUACCCACGCCUUCAGUUGUACAAGAUACUCGCCGGUCCUCGGCACGUCGUCUCCCCGGCGGCCUAA
Messenger RNA from Drechmeria coniospora, 636 nucleotides. RefSeq lists its product as uncharacterized. Gene Ontology annotation, molecular function: transmembrane monodehydroascorbate reductase activity. The transcript has a single exon. The record is from RefSeq and is a predicted model, not a curated record. Bases 1 to 636 code for a protein of 211 amino acids. NCBI's taxonomy places the organism in Eukaryota, Fungi, Ascomycota, Sordariomycetes, Hypocreales, Ophiocordycipitaceae.